Messenger RNA from Capronia coronata CBS 617.96, 753 nucleotides. RefSeq lists its product as uncharacterized. Bases 1 to 753 code for a protein of 250 amino acids. The transcript has a single exon. The record is from RefSeq and is a predicted model, not a curated record. NCBI's taxonomy places the organism in Eukaryota, Fungi, Ascomycota, Eurotiomycetes, Chaetothyriales, Herpotrichiellaceae.
AUGGUCAAAUCAUCCGCCGUCCUCCUGGCUGCUGCCAGCACCGCUACUGCCAGCGUGCUCCAGCCCAGAGAAUUCACCAACACCACUGCCGCAGCUUGGUUGGACUGGGCCUCUACCACCACCACCGAGGUCGCCGCCGCCACCACCACCGCCGAGGAGGUUUGGGGCGACUGGACCUCUACCACCACCACGGCCGCUGUCGCCCCCGAGGAGACCUGGGGCGACUGGAACUCUACCACCACCGCCGCUGUCGCCCCCGAGGAGACCUGGGCUGACUGGACCUCUACCACCACUACCGCCGAGACCUGGGCUGAAUGGACCGAAAGCACCACCUCCACCGAGACCUGGGGCGAAUGGACCACCGUCACCGCUACCUCGACCAGCGGUGUGACUGUUGAGACCACCGAGAUCAAGAGCUGGGUUGAAUGGACCUCCUCUGCCCCGGCUCCCGCCCCUGUCGUUCCCACCACCAGUGUUGCUGCUCCGGCUCCUGCCGAGACCAAGACCUGGGCCGAAUGGACCUCUGCUGCCCCGGCUCCUGUCCCAGUUGAGAGCAGCGCCAGCCCGGCUCCAGUUGAGAGCACCUGGACCAGCUCCGCUGUCUGGACCUCCACCCCUGUCCUCAUCAGCAGCUACACUCCUGUUGCCACCAGCGUCGCGCCAGUUGCCACGUACACUGGCGCUGCCAGCAGCAACAACAAGCCUGCCGUGGCUCUCCUUGGUGGACUUGUUGCCUUGGUUGCCUUGGCAUAA